This is a messenger RNA of Daphnia pulex (common water flea), 1855 nucleotides long. It is a transcript of the gene PIG-F, whose product is annotated as glycosylphosphatidylinositol anchor biosynthesis protein 11-like. The coding region runs from base 814 to 1479 and encodes 221 amino acids. NCBI's taxonomy places the organism in Eukaryota, Metazoa, Arthropoda, Branchiopoda, Diplostraca, Daphniidae. Gene Ontology annotation, cellular component: endoplasmic reticulum membrane. The transcript is spliced from 5 exons. Gene Ontology annotation, biological process: GPI anchor biosynthetic process. The record is from RefSeq and is a predicted model, not a curated record.
AAUGGAAUCUAUGGUAGUUUUUUGUUGUUUUUCUCUUUGGUGACACGUAAAUGGGUUUCGUUCAUCAAUCUUGUUUCUUCAAAUAGGACGCUGUUUCUAUUAUGAAUCGAUAAAGUGAAGAACUAGCUCAAAAGUUGCAUUAUCAAUCUAUGUUCUGUUCUCAAUACUUGCAAGACGCUUAUUUAGCCCCUUCACUCCACGUUUUGUUUAUGCAGAGCGAUGAGAAGUAGUUUUGAAUAAUCAAACAACACAUGGCGAUCGACGAGGAGUCUAUUUCAGCAUUUACUACUGCGAUGCAACCCAAAAAGCGGCUGAGAAAGAGUUUUCUUUCUGACAAUUGUGAAUUGUAUACUUUUACGUAAGUAAUAUUGUUUUGUUUACCGAAAAUACCACACAAGCAGGUUCCCUAGGAAGAUUCAGUUAAUGGGGCAAUCGCUGAUCCCGCUAGUCUAGACUUUUUCUUUUUUUUUUUUGUAUUUCAAAACGAAAAUAUGCUGCGCCCCCCCCCAAAAAAUAGCGUGACGUCAUUUAUGGCUGCCCUAUUAACGAUUUUUGCCUUUGUGCCUUUGACACAUUUUGGCCUUUUUUUAAAAGCUAGCAAUAAUGGCUGUACUAAUGGUGAGAUCUAAGUGAAUCUACGUCGUUUCUUUUGUAAAAGUAGUGACUAGUGAGAAAACCUAGUAAAAAAAUUAAGAAAAUUCAAUGAUCCGCGUUUUAUUAUUAUUUUUGGCAGCACUGCAUUCGGCGACAACAGCUGUUUGCCGGUCGGUAGUGUCAAAUGUGCAAGAAAGAAGUAAAUAAACACAAUAACAAAUGCAAAGUGACUGGCCGAGUUCAAAAAAACGUCUCUCUGAACCAUUUAUCUCUAAUGAAAGCAUUGCCUGCAUCUGGAAUGCGGUUCUGUGUUCUUCCAUUAUGUUUUGGAGAAGGAUGAGGGGAGCGAAAGACGACGAAGGAAAUAUAUUCCAGUUUUCCUUUUGUUUCUCGAUUUUACUAGUCAAUAUUACUUUUUGCUACGUACUUUCCAAUUUUCGCCAUAAAGAGAAACUUCAGGUGGCGUUAUUCCUGAAAUAUGGGUUUGUUACUUCAACACUGGUCUAUAUUGUAUCGAUUUUAUUUGGAGCACCUCUCCUCAAAGACUGGGAUCAAACAAUUUCAUUUUCCAUGCUGCUAAGUGCCCUUAUCCUACCAUCUGUUGCUGCUUGUGGCAAACUUGGGAACUUCUUCAACUUUUCUUUGUAUUUGAUGGGGACAAAUGAAUUGUUUACUUGUUUUGGCGCUUGGCUGGGAGCGUUCGUGAUUCCGUUAGACUGGGAUUGUUCUUGGCAGGUAUGGCCCGAGCCGGUGGCAGUCGGGGCGGUCCUGGGCUGCGGUUUGAGUAGUUUGCUGAAAUUAAUGAGGCCAGCAAUGACGAUAACUUGGGCUGGAUAUAAGAUGUAUUGGCCUACCAAUUUUUUUGUACAUGAACGGCAUGUUUGAAAACGAAAUGGAACUAGAUGAGAAAAACUGCAUAUGUGGAACUACAUUAACGUACGUGAUUCAUAGUAGCGGCCGCUCUUUCAUAGCGGUUGGCCGCUCUUCCGCGGCCGGCAGGCUGCCCACGUUUAAAGGAAGCCUAGGCCGAGGAGUACACCAUAAUACACACGUACGUUGGCCUAAGCUUACACGUACUUUGGACUAGGCUUCCUUAAACGUGGGCGGCCUGCCGGCCGCGUAAGAAUACACACAUAAGAAUACACACAUUUGUUACCCUCUGCUCCGUGAUAACAAUAACAGAAAAGGACAAAUCAUCCCGAUCACACAUCACAUUCAAAUUAGUUCCCUGCCAUGAUAUCAAUACACAGUCCGCAUCGUC